Molecule: messenger RNA, 1376 nt
Organism: Neurospora hispaniola
Lineage: Eukaryota; Fungi; Ascomycota; Sordariomycetes; Sordariales; Sordariaceae
Exons: 2
Coding region: 203-1237 (344 amino acids)
Biological process (GO): endonucleolytic cleavage in ITS1 to separate SSU-rRNA from 5.8S rRNA and LSU-rRNA from tricistronic rRNA transcript (SSU-rRNA, 5.8S rRNA, LSU-rRNA); endonucleolytic cleavage to generate mature 5'-end of SSU-rRNA from (SSU-rRNA, 5.8S rRNA, LSU-rRNA); endonucleolytic cleavage in 5'-ETS of tricistronic rRNA transcript (SSU-rRNA, 5.8S rRNA, LSU-rRNA)
Cellular component (GO): nucleolus
Molecular function (GO): RNA binding
Source: RefSeq, a predicted model, not a curated record
GAAAUUUUGAGAAACAGCAGCAGCCAUGUCCGUCCAGCGCUUCCACGCCAAAAGAAGACUUGGGAAUCGCGUCGUGAUCUUUCUCCAACGCAAACAAACACUGCCCUAAAUCUCCCCAUAACGAUCCAAUUCGACCUACGAAACUUUCAGCAUCCGACGAAAAGUUCACGAAUCAGAAACACAAGUCAAUUAUCUAUCAACAAUGCCGGAGGACGAUAUUAGAAACAAGUUCCUCGAUGCUGGCGAUAGCGACGACGAUGCGGGCCACGGUUCCGACUCGGAGGAUGAUUUCCAAAAGGGUGGCCGUAACGCCAAGCGCAGAAGAGUGAGCGAUGACGAGGACAGCGAAGCCGGCGACUUUACCGACGCAGAGGAGGAGCACGACCAAGAUGAUGCUGAAAACAAGGACGCAUCUGCAAAGGACGGCCAGGAAACAGCAGAUGGAAAGGAAAAGAAGGAUGGAAAGAAGGACAAGGAGAAGGAGAAGAAGUCGGUACUAGCGAGUGACCUUCCGGGCAUGACGAAGCCUCUCACAAAGAAGAAUCUCAUCGUCACGGAGGAGGCCAUCAAGAAGUCGGGAGUAGUGUACAUCUCCAGGGUACCACCUUUCAUGACUCCUGCCAAGUUGCGCUCGCUGUUGGAGCCGUACGGAAAGCUGAAUCGCAUAUUCCUGGCCCCCGAGGACCCAGUUCUGCGGCGCAAGCGCAUUCGCAGCGGAGGCAACAAAAAGAAGAUGUUUACAGAAGGCUGGAUUGAGUUUGUCAAGAAGAAGGACGCCAAAAAGGCAUGCGAACUCCUUAAUGCCCGUCCAAUCGGAGGCAAGAAGGGAUCCUACUACCGCGACGAUAUCUGGAACCUGCUCUACCUCAAGGGUUUCAAGUGGCACAACCUGACCGAACAAAUCGCUGCUGAGAACGCCGAGCGAUCCAGCAGGAUGCGCGCUGAAAUCUCCAAGACAACCAAAGAAAACAAGGAGUUCGUCCGCAACGUGGAGAGGGCCAAGGUGCUGCAGGGUAUUCAGGCAAAGAAGGCGUCCAAGGGCAGCAAGGAGGGCGGUGAGGGUGCCGCCCAAGUCACAGAAUCUACUACUCCCUCUGCGGCGACGACGACGACGACGACAACAACAACAAACGACGAUAAGAGGAGAACAUUCAAGCAAAUACCCCUGGCCAAGAAGAGGAAGCUCGAUGAGACACAGCCCGAGCAAGUACAAAGAGUACUCAGCAAGAUCUUUUAACCUUUUCGUUUGGCCCCCGAACAAAUAGGUUUGAGACACGGAGCGUUCAUGUAGCUGUGGGAUUUUUUUCGUCAAAGCGACUCCGAGACAUUAGAGAUGGGUGGUGUUGAUUUUCUUUUCCUUAGGCAAUUGUAUAUAU